Colletotrichum graminicola M1.001 is the source of this 939-nucleotide messenger RNA. Its product is annotated as parasitic phase-specific protein PSP-1. The coding region runs from base 1 to 939 and encodes 312 amino acids. The record is from RefSeq and is a predicted model, not a curated record. The transcript is spliced from 4 exons. Lineage: Eukaryota; Fungi; Ascomycota; Sordariomycetes; Glomerellales; Glomerellaceae. Gene Ontology annotation, cellular component: plasma membrane; fungal-type vacuole.
AUGGCUACAUUGCCCGACGGCCUCGUCGCCUUCGGGCCUGAAGCAAACUGCACACUCGAGCUCUGCCCGCUAGAAUGGAGCAUCCUCCGCUACCAGCCUUCUAUUCCCGCUAGCGGCGUGUUCAUCGCUUUUUUCGCCUUGGCGUUGAUUGUCCAUGCAGUCCAGGGUAUUAGGUGGAAAACAUGGGGUUUCACAGCCAGCAUGGUCUGCGGUUGCGUCUUGGAAAUCGUUGGUUACGUGGGAAGGCUCAUCAUCCACGAUAACCCAUUUGACUUUAAUGGCUUCCUUAUACAAAUCAUCUGCAUCACCGUAGCCCCGGUCUUCUUCUCGGCUGCCAUCUAUGUGCUUCUAUCUCAAACAAUCAAUUUCCUCGACCGAUCGAUAUCCCGCUUUUCUCCUCGCCUUUUUUACUGGAUCUUUAUCCCUUUGGACAUAGUCUCUCUCAUACUGCAGGCUCUAGGUGGCGCAUUAUCGUCUGUCAGCACAACGAGAGCCGCAGUAGAUCAGGGAGUCAACAUCUCACUUGUCGGGUUGGUUUUGCAGGUGGCCGCACUGCUGGCGUUCUGCGGCUUGUUUGCUGACUACAUGAUCACGUACUCUCGCUCAAGAACUCGGCCUCCAAUGAGCCAAAGACUCAAGUUGUACUUGUUGUUUCUCAGUCUCAGUACUUUAUUCAUUCUUCUCCGAUGUGUCUACCGCGUCGUUGAGCUACACGAAGGUUACUUUAGUCACUGGUUUCGCGACCAAGCAUUGUUCAUUGCCCUGGAAUCAGCUGUGAUGGUCUUGGCGGUAUUCUCUUUAAGCAUCGGUCACCCAGGGCUCUUGUUUACACGAAGAGAGGGUAAGAGACGAAGUACGGAUGAUCCUCACAGCUUGACGUCCGGGGGCGAAAGCGUUCAUGCGGCGAAUGAGAAAAAAUCAGGUACAGAAAGAAAAUAG